ACGACGGUUGCGCUGUACAGCAUCUGUCAACUCCACGGACCAACUCAUUAAAGCGCACAAAGAGGGAGAACACACCUGCUACAGAUGCGAGAGACCACAACACACUUUAUAGCCAUGCAAUAAAUGAGGAACGGUGUCUCCAUCCAAUCUACACGGGCAUCACUGGUCAAUUCGAUCGGGAGGCGUACCUGAGUAUACUCCAAAGAUCUCAUUAGUGUGUGAUGAGCAUCAUCAUCCAGUGUAGACCCAAGACAGUGCCACAUAUCCUCUAAGAGGAAGUGAUGUCACGACAACAUCACCGCUUUGAGAGGGACUAUCGAGGCCCCUGGGAUCGUCGUGACCGACCUACGGGCCUUCACAAUGGUGUGUGCAACAGCACCUGUUCACCGGUGGCUCCGCCUGUCUCCAAUGGCAACAACCGGCCGGGACUCCUCCCACUCCCAGUCAUUCCAUCCCUCCUGCCCACCCCCAUCACCAUCGCCGUGACGACAGCCAGUAACGACCUCGCCGUCAAACGAUCCGGGGUCUCCGCAACUGCACCUGCUGUGAAGACGGCAGGUCUUUCUCCUGGCGAGACACGGACACCGAGUCUCCUGUUGGCCCCUGGGGUGAGAUGGGGCCAGACCCCUAUCAACCAGUCCACUCCGUGGGAGACAGACGAGCCCCCCGCCAAGCAACACAGAGAUAAUGACACGACCACAGGGCCCCCAUGGGUGCCUCCAGUGGUGGCGGCCACUCAGUCCAGCCUAUUGGCUCACACGUACGGGAUGCCCCAGCCGCCCAUCUACAGCCAAGGUGUGUCCGUCCAGUCCCCCAUCAUUGGCGUGACCCCAGCCAUCCAGACCCCCAUCCCCCCACACCAUCCACUCAUGACCGCCCACUUCCAACUUCCCCCCAUUUCUUCCCAACCACCAGGCAGCUUAGUCCUCAACAUGCAGAACCAGUCACACUAUGCCACCAGUCAGCCGUCAAUAACUCUGUCUCCCCUAACGACGGCCGGCCAGGCAGUCCACCCUGCCCAUCAUAGUGUGGUCAGAAACGGUCACAUGACUCACCCGCUGAUACAGCCUCCCGCUUUGCCUUGUGCCGCGUUGCCUCUAACGAACGGGCAAGCGACGACUCAGCCUACACCCACCUCGGCCAAUCAGGAAAGUCAAAACGGACUUCAGAUGCUCCGUACUGUUGGAAUGGGGAAGUACGAGUUCACAGACCCGAGUCACCCGAAAGAGAUGUUGAAGGAGUUGAACCAGCAGCGCAUAGAGAAAGAAUUUACAGACCUGAAAAUUUUUGUUGAAGGCAAAGAAUUUGAAGUCCACCAAAAUGUUCUAGCUUCCUGCAGCUUGUAUUUCAAGGACCUGGUGAAAAGGUCGUCUAGAGAGACGGGGAGUGGAGAGAAGUUGGAACUCAAGAUGACCAACAUCAGUGCAGAUGUGUUGGAGCUGCUGCUGGAGUUUGUCUACACUGGCUCGCUGGUCAUCCACUCGGCUAAUGCCAAAACUCUACUGGAGGCCGCCAACAAGUUUCAGUUCAACACUUUCUGCAAAGUCUGCGUGUCUUUCUUAGAGAAGCAGCUGACUGCAGCAAACUGCCUGGGGGUGCUGGCCAUGGCUGAAGCUAUGUGCUGUACAGAGCUGCACAACAUGGCCAAGGCCUUCGCCCUGCAGAACUUCCCUGAUGUGGCGGGACAGGACGAGAUCCUCAGCAUCUCCAAGGAAGACCUCGUUAAUUACCUGUCCAAUGACAGCCUGAACACCAAGGCGGAGGAGUUGGUUUACGAGACCGUCAUCAAGUGGAUCAAAAAAGACCCGGCUUUUAGAGUACAGCACAUAUCAGAGUUGCUGGCUGUGGUUAGACUUCCAUUCAUACACCCCAGUUACCUGCUGAACGUGGUGGACAAUGAGGAGCUGAUUAAAUCGUCCGAGGCUUGUCGAGACCUAGUGAACGAAGCCAAACGAUACCACAUGCUGCCUCAUGCGCGGCAGGAGAUGCAAACGCCCAGGACGCGGCCAAGACUCUCUGCAGGUGUGGCUGAGGUGAUUGUGUUGGUGGGAGGAAGGCAGGCGAUUGGAAUGAACCAGCGCUCCCUCACGGCCGUCACCUGCUUCAACCCGCAGAACAGCAAGUGGUAUCCACUCGCCAGCCUUCCCUUCUACGACCGCGAAUUCUUCAGUGUCAUUUCGGCAGGGGACAAUAUUUAUCUGUCAGGUGGCACAGAGUCGGGGGUGACAGUGGCAGAUGUGUGGUGCUAUAUGUCUCUUUUGGACAACUGGAACUUGGUGUCCCGAAUGACUGUUCCUCGCUGCAGGCACAACAGCCUGGUGUAUGAUGGAAAACUCUACGCUAUUGGUGGUCUCGGAGUGGCUGGAAAUUUGGACCAUGUGGAAAGGUACGACACCAUCACAAAUCAGUGGGAGACUGUGUCUCCUCUGCCCAAGCCAGUACACUCGGCAGCAGCUACCGUGUGUGGAGGGAAGAUCUACGUGUUCGGUGGGGUGAACGAAGCAGGUCGCUCAGCUGGUGUGCUACAGUCUUACGUCCCACAAACCAACACCUGGAGCUUUAUAGAGUCCCCCAUGAUUGAUAACAAGUACGCCCCUGCUGUGAGCCUCAAUGGUUUUAUCUUCAUUCUGGGAGGAGCCUACGCCCGAGCCACCACUAUCUAUGACCCAGACAAGGGCAACAUCAAAGCCGGCCCCAAUAUGAAUCACUCCAGGCAGUUCUGCAGCGCGGCAAUCCUAGACGGGAAGAUCUAUGCAACAGGGGGGAUCGUGAGCAGUGAGGGACCGGCGCUAGGCAACAUGGAGACCUUUGACCCUUGCACUAACACAUGGGCACUCCUACAGAAUCUACCAUGCCCACUUUUCAGACACGGAUGUGUGGUCAUCAAGAAGUACAUUCAGAGUGGCUGACA
Molecule: messenger RNA, 2911 nt
Organism: Xyrauchen texanus (razorback sucker)
Lineage: Eukaryota; Metazoa; Chordata; Actinopteri; Cypriniformes; Catostomidae
Product: kelch-like protein 29
Exons: 14
Coding region: 282-2909 (875 amino acids)
Molecular function (GO): protein binding
Source: RefSeq, a predicted model, not a curated record